CAGUUCCUGGAAAUUAACCCCCAACUCAGAACAUAUUGACAACGUUGGAAUUGGGGGGGGGGGGAAUAUAAUUCCCGGUCGACUUCUUUCCUGGCCGCUCCACUUAUUCCAGAGUCACCAUCUCUGUAACUCCCACCAGCAGCCUUCCGUCUCCAUAACAACGCCAGCUCCAGUUAGGAGCGCUUCCAGCUGCGUCAGCUCUCGCGAGAGUAGGAUGUGUCAGCAAGAUGGCGGGUGCGGGUUGUGAGUAGGGUCGAUGAAGAGGGAGAGACUCGCACCUGAACCGCAAACAGAAUUGUCGAGUGUCGACCGAGCCUGGCGGCCUCCCUCUGACGAGUGCCACUGUUGCUGGCCUGAGAUGAGCCCGGGGGCCGACAACGAGCCGGCUGGGUGACCCCGCUACUUCCCUCCCGAGCUAUCCGCUGCCAUCGAGAGUGAAGAAUGAAUCUUCAUCAGGUCCUGACCGGCGCCGUCAACCCUGGCGACGGCUGUUUCUCAGUGGGCAGUAUCGGCGAACAACCGUUCACGGCCUAUGCUUCAGGAUGUGAUAUUGUGAUUUUAGCGAGUGAUUUUGAAAGACUUCAAAUUAUUCCUGGGGCCAAACAUGGAAAUAUUCAAGUUGGAUGUGUUGAUUGUUCCAUGCAGGAGGGAAAGAUUGCUGCAUCAUAUGGAAAUUUAGUUUGUAUUUUUGAGCCCAUUUCCCUUUUAAAUCGGAAAAGUAAGCAUUCUACAUUGAAUUAUCAAUGGCAAAAGAGUGGACAGCUUGUAUUAGAGUCUAUGGUGCAUAAUUUAGCAUGGGAUCCUCAAGGAAUCCGUCUUUUGACGGGCUCCAAUUCGCUACAACUUUGGGCCAAUGGAAAUCAGGAAAUGGACGGAAAUGAGGAGGAGACUAUAUAUGAGACAGAUCCAGAUGAAGUUAACAAUUGGCAAUGCAUCUGGGAAUCUGAAACUGCAACACCCAUCCAUCUAUUAAAGGUGUCUCCAGAUGGUGAUUUUUUUGCCACUGCAGGAAAGGAUGAUUGUCUUGUGAAAGUGUGGUAUAAUUCUAGCAGCUGGCAAUCAGCAGUGAUGACACCAGUAACUCCUGCAGAUAAAGGAGAAGAUGAUAUUGAUUUUUCCUUUGUGUAUUUAGCCCAUCCUCGGGCUGUGACAGGAUUUUCUUGGCGGAAGACCAGCAAGUACAUGCCAAGGGGCUCCACAUGUAAUGUCCUGUUAACCUGCUGCAAAGAUAGUAUUUGUCGGUUAUGGGCAGAGACUUUACUUCCUAGUGAUAGUUUGCUUUCUGGUGAAGGCUACACCCAGUGGUCUGAAUCCAUCAUUGCAACCAGUAACCUCAAAGGGAGUGCCUCCAGUCGGGAGAAGUUGAAUAUUGGCCCGUUUCGGAUAGGGAGGAGGAGAUCAUCUGGCCUUGUUGCACAUACUGGGUAUUUACCACACCAACAGGAUGCACAUGAACUCCAUAGGAAUGCACCUCUGCAUGCAAAUUCCCUCAGCCAUUUUCACAUAGCAGCCAGUAUUAAUCCAGUUACAGACAUUCCACUCCUGCCUUCUAUCACUUCAUUAAGUUUAAGUGAAAAUGAAGAAACUUACGGACCUUUUGUAGUCCAUUGGUUGAACAACAAGGAGUUGCAUUUUACCUUGUCAAUGGAGGUCUUUCUGCAGCAACUGCGACGGAGUUUAGAGCAGCAAUCUCCAGAGUCUGGAACUGAGGAAUAUGGACAAUUGGAGUGCAAAUCUGAUGAAGGGUUUAUACAAUCUGUACUUUUAGACAAAGAUGUUGAGGAAAAGACUUCAUCAGAUGUUAUGAUUGAUCAUAAAGUUGAUGGACUGUUAGCUGAAUGGAACAAAGAUGCUGACAUGCUCUUCAGUAUUCAUCCGAUGGAUGGCUCCUUGUUGGUGUGGCACGUUGACUGGUUGGAUGAGUAUCAACCUGGGAUGUUUCGACAGGUGCAGGUAAAGGUUUCGUUUGCCUGUCGGAUUCCUGUUGCAUUUCCUACUGGUGAUGCAAACUCUCUCAGCAAGAGCAUAGUUAUGUAUGCCUGCACAAAGAAUGUGGAUUUGGCUAUUCAACAAGGCAAACAAAAGCCACAUGGUCUGACUCAUUCCUCAUCUGGCAUGUUAAUUUCUGCUGGUCAUAACAAAUCAACUGGUAAUCUAAAACUGAGUAUCUUCACACCUAAUGUGCUGAUGAUCUCCAAGCAUGCUGAUGGAUCCUUGAAUCAAUGGGCUGUCAGUUUUGCCGAAGAGUCUGCAUUUUCAGUUGUCCUUGGAGUGUCUCAUAAGUCUCGUUACUGUGGCCAUCGUUUUCAUCUGAAUGAUUUAGCUUGCCAUUCAGUUUUACCUCUACUUCUAACUACUUCAUACCACAAUGCCCUACGGACACCAGAUGGUGGGUAUUUGUACAAUGAAGGAAGGAGUUUUGACCCAUUGCGAUGUAGCAGUUCAUUGUCAAGAAACCAGAGAGAAAAUGGCACAACAGCUACAUUCCAGGAUUCUAAUUCAAUAUACAGUGAACUAAUUCUGUGGCGAGUUGAUCCAGUUGGGCCAUUGUCAUACUCUGGAGGAGUAUCAGAGUUGGCACGAAUCAACUCUCUGCAUGUUUCAGCCUUUUCAAAUGUGGCUUGGUUGCCAACUCUGAUACCAAGUUACUGCCUGGGUGCUUAUUGCAAUUCCCCUAGUGCUUGUUUUGUGGCCAGUGAUGGACGGUAUUUACGAUUAUAUCAAGCUGUUAUUGAUGCUAAAAAGCUUUUAAGUGAGCUAUCUAAUCCAGAAAUCUCUAGACUUGUUGGAGAGGUUUUCAAUAUAGUAAGUCAACAGUCAACAGCAAGACCAGGCUGCAUCAUUGAACUAGAUGCUAUCACCGAGCUUUAUGGGAAAGAGACACAGUUGCUUCAUGUCUUUAAAGAGGAUUUUAUAUUAGUUAAUCAACCCGUGAAAAGGCAGAAAAAAGAAAAAAUCGCUACGAACAAAGCCAGUCUACAGCAAAAAACAGAAAAGCCACAAAAUGGAUUUUCUGAAAAAUUCUUCUUGGUGGUAAUUGAACACAAGCAGAACAGCCAUUCAUUGCUGCAUAUGUGGCAUUUACACCUGAAAUCUGAUCCAAUCUCCAUUGAUCACUCCACUGAGAAUUCUUUGGUACCUCCAGAGGAACAGAAUGGGUGUUCUUCUGAAAAAUUGUAUUCUCCUUUCUUCAAAAAAUACCAGGCUUGUAAAGCAAAUUUACAGAGUGCCAGUCGACUAGCUGUCAUCUCAACUAGAGUUUAUAGCCAAGAAUUAUCUCUGCCAGAAGGUGUUGAAAUUAUCAGAGCCACUCCCUCUGCAGGACACCUGAGUUCAUCAUCAGUUCAUCCAGCAUGUCUUGCUCCAUAUCUUUUGGCAACUUCCUGCACUGAUGGAAAAGUUAGAUUCUGGCGUUGUAGGGUGUCAGCUCCUCUGACAUCUUCUGCAGCUGGGAAUGGAAUGGAGAAUGAGCUAAUCUAUUCUUGGGAAGAAUGGCCUCUGCUGAUCGAAGAAGAACUUCAGAAUAGCAGUGCUGUUAGUGUACCAGGAAGGCCUGUGGAUGUCAGCUGUUCAUACACAAGCCGGCUAGCAGUGGCUUAUAAGAAGACAAUGCCAGUUUAUGAGCAUUCCAAUAAGCACUUCACAAUGCAUGUGGGUAUAUUUGAAUGUGAAUCAACUGGAGCUUCUCAAUGGAUUCAUGAACAAACAAUCCACUUGGAUGACUUUAGUCACACAGGUGCAUUGUUGGAUCCAAGAAUCAGCAUAGAUAGUAACCUGGUCCUUUAUAACAAAUGUCGUUUGAAUUUGACCAGUGAUUAUCAAAUGACUUUUGAUGCAAAACCUUUGGUUCACCUAGACUGGGUUUCCAAGGAGGACGGAUCACAUAUAUUAACAAUAGGAAUUGGAUCUAAGCUUCUCAUGUAUGGGCAAGUGUCUGGAAUAAUACAAAAUCAAACAAAGAAAGAAGCACCAGCAGUUUUCUCUUUGUCUCUAUGGGAUAGUGCCAAAGAAGUAUCUCAAUCCAGAUGGGUGCUUCUCAGAAGUCUGGAUCUAGUUUCUUCAGUUGAUGGAUCAUUGUCACUGCCAGUUUCUCUGUCUUGGGUACGUGAUGGCAUCCUAGUUGUGGGUAUGGAUUGUGAAAUGCAUGUUUAUUCACAAUGGCAACCUCCUGACAAAAUGGAUUCAAUGAUAACUGAAGCUGAAAGUGCCAGCAUUCCUUCAAUGGUUAGUUUGGCGAAGUGUGCUAGUACUAAUGGAUCCAACCCAAACCUGUACAGGAAAAGCCUAGCAAGAUCAAUGACAGGGCUAGCUCAGAAAUUUGGUGGAAAAAAGGUUCCAUUUCUUUGGAAUAUUGAGAUGGAGGACUCUGGCCUUUUUGAAGCAUCUCAUGACUUAUCUCCCACUCUGCCACAGUAUCAUCCCUUGCAGCUUUUGGAGUUAAUGGACUUGGGUAAAAUUAGACGGGCCAAAGCCAUAUUGUCUCAUUUAGUAAAAUGCAUUGCAGGAGAAGUAAUCACUGUUAGCGAUACUGAAACCAGCCAUGAACGGCGACUGAGAUCUUUGACAAUUAGUGCAAGUGGCAGCACAGCAAGAGAUCCCUUGACCUCAAAUAAGGGUGCAAAUCCUGACUACACAGAAAUAGACUCUAUACCUCCUCUUCCUUUAUGCGCACUUUUAGCUGCUGAUGAAGAUAUUUCUCAUACUACCUUUGAAAAGCCAAGCAAACAUGCAAAUUUUGCCAAGAAAAAUGAAAGGGUUUCAACAGGAAACAACUAUGAUGAACUUUUUGCAACGUCGAAUAUUGGUGCAGAUGAUCUUAAUAGUUUUGAUGAUGAUGAAGGCAAUAAGCUAAAGAUUAUUGACCUCUCCCAGUACAGUCUUACCUACUUUGGUCCUGAGCAUGCUCGAGUGCUAUCUAGCCAUUUGCUUCAUUCCAGUCUGCCUGGUCUUACCAGUAUGGAACAGAUGUUUUUGAUGGCAUUAGCAGACACUGUGGCCACUAUCAGCACUGACAUAGGAGAAAGCAGAGAGAGAACCCAAGGUGGUGAGACACUUGAUGAAUGUGGAUUAAGAUUUCUUUUAGCCAUGAGGCUACAUACAUUUCUAUUGACAUCACUACCUCCUGUUUAUCGAGCACAACUUCUUCGACAAGGUUUGUCUACCUGUCAUUUUGCCUGGGCCUUUCAUUCAGAAGCAGAGGAGGAGCUGCUAAACAUGAUUCCUGCAAUGCAAAGAGGAGAUCCCCAUUGGUCAGAGCUUAGAUCCAUGGGAGUAGGGUGGUGGGUUCGUAGCACAGUCAUUCUUCGUAGGUGUAUGGAAAAGGUUGCCAAAGCUGCAUUCCAAAGAAAUAAUGAUCCUUUAGAUGCCGCUAUAUUUUAUCUUGCAAUGAAGAAAAAGGCUGUGCUUUGGGGUCUAUUCAGGUCCCUUCAAGACAGGAAAAUGACUGAGUUUUUUGGGAAAAAUUUCAGUGAUGAUAGGUGGAGGAAGGCUGCUUUGAAGAAUGCUUUUGCAUUACUAGGUAAACAACGAUUUGAACAAGCUGCAGCUUUUUUCCUUUUAGCUGGUUCCCUGAAGGAUGCAAUUGAGGUGUGUCUUGAAAGACUUCAUGACGUUCAGUUAGCCCUCGUAAUUGCACGAUUGUAUGAAUCAGAAUUUGAAGUGUCAUCCACUUACAAGUCUAUACUUAUAGAAAGGAUCCUGGGCUUUGAUAAAAAGAACAAAGACUUUAACCUCUCUCUCAGAAAUUCUGAUCCUGUAUUGAGAAGCAUGGCUUAUUGGAUACUGGAAGAUUACACAAACUCUCUGAAUACUCUAUUGGAAGAAGGAACGAGAGAAAAUGAUUCCAAUGGAGCAACAGAAUGCAGUAAAUCAGGUUCAUGCAAUCCAGGAGUAUUUAAUUUCUACAAUUAUUUGCGGACGCACCCUCUUUUGUUGCGACGAUAUUUUGCUUCAUCAGAGAAGAUGGUAUCACAAAUGGGCUUAACUGUGGAAAGUGGCCUGGCAGAUAAAAUCAGUCUAGCUGAAAGAAGACUAUUCUUUGCAACUGCAAAUGCCCAUUUUAAAGCUGGCUGUCCAAUGUUAGCUCUUGAAGUCCUGUCUAAAAUGCCAGUUGUUAAUAUGAAGUCAAAGAUUUCACAAAAUAAAGGAGGUUCUCAUUUGGCUGCUAUUUCCUUAUUAGAAGAAACAGAAUCUACACAUUUGAAUUUUGAUUCGUCUUCACCAACAGUAAAUGGUUUUGCAAUCAAAGGUGCUUCUGUCUGGGUGUCAAAUGGGCAAUCUAGUUCAUCUCUUAGUUUUGAUUGGAGCCAGUCCUCUAUAGUCAUUGAAGAUCAACCAUUGGAAUUAAAAUGGGAUAGUGAUAAGGAAGAUGACCAGGAGGAAUUUGGUCUUUCGAUGAAGGAAAUACAUCCACCUAGCCCUAUUGUUGAGAAGGUAGAAGAGAAAAAAUCCUCCAGUGCAAAUUUCUCAAGUUUAACUGAUGAAUUUUUAAGUCCAUCAGAAGAUGUUAUAGCAGCACAGUUGAAAUUUGGAGCAUGCUUGAAAAUACUUACAUCAGAGCUGCGUACUCUCUCUACUGGCUAUGAGGUAGAUGGUGGAAAACUUCGCUACCAGUUGUAUAAUUGGCUUGAGAGAGAAAUUAUAGCACUGCAGAAAACAUGUAAUUACAAUGUUAUCAUAGAAAAUAGAAAAGAUAAUUCUGAAAGUGUCUGGGAUGAAUUACCCAACGGAGAACAGGUAGAAGAUGGAGAUAUUGACCAACAAAAAACAUUGCACCACCAAGAGUAUUUGCAGAGAAGGAGGUUGUGGCUUCGGCAAAACCAGCCUCUUCUAAGGAUGUUUCUCAGUUAUUGUAGUCUUCAUGGAUCACAUGGUGGAGGUUUGGCAUCAGUCAGGAUGGAGUUGAUUCUUCUUUUGCAAGAAUCUCAGCAGGAGCAUUCAUUGGAACAAAUGACUAGUCCUUUGCUUCAACUUGCAUCAAUACCCCUCCUGUUUGCCUGCACUGCAAGUGCUAAAAUAGUCGUGGCAAAUCCCAGACUCCAUCUGAGCAACCUUACUCAUGAUAUUGUGCAUACCAUUGUGGAAUUUGAUUCACCUCCCCAUCCAGACAUCAAGAAUAACCAGAUCCAUGUAUUGCACACUAUUGCUGCUUCACUGUCAGCAUGUCUCUACCAGUGUCUUUGUGAUGGCCACAGUAAUAGUUCUUUAUAUGCAAACCAGUUCACUGGAAUGGUCUAUCAGAGUUUUCUGUUUACACAGCAACGUUCAAACAGAACAGCAAGUUUAGAUGGCUCUGUCACUCCCAAUACAUCUCCUGACCAGUGGCCAGGAAUAAAAGAACUGACUCAGCUCUUAAAUUCAGCUGGAGAUGAAGACAAGCCCAAGUUAACAGUCCUGCUUUGUGAGGUGUUGACAGCAGUUUAUCUUAGUCUUUUUGUUCAUGGUUUGGGCACACAUUCCAGUAAUGAGCUCUUCCAUAUUGUAGCUCACCCUCUUAACAGCAAAAUGUGGGCUGCAGUUUUUGGUGGAGGUGCUCAUGUAGCUACGAAAAAUCAAAUCAAGACUACACCUGUCACAGCUUCCGGUGGUAUUGUAUAUCUCACGCAUUUUAAGAAUGUGCCGUCAAGAACAAUGAACAGAGAUUCCAAAGUAGCUUCUCAAAGCCCUGCUUCUCCCAUUGUCAACCAGAGGAUUCCAGCUUAUAAGGAGAAUUUUAUCCCACCGGAGCUUAGUAUCUGGGAUUACUUUAUAGCAAAGCCUUACCUUCCCCCGUCACAGAGCAAAGUUGAGUAUGAUUCAGAGGAGAGCCAAGGUAGUGAUGAUGAAGAAGAUGCUUUUUCUACAGACAUACAACUUCAAGAACAUUCAAAUCCCAAUUCUUACAGCUGGUCACUGAUGCGAUAUGCUAUGGUGCAGUUGGUGCUACAUAAUUUAAAGAACUUUUAUCCAAUGGCAGGGCUGGAUCUUUCAGAACUUCCUGUUUGCUCUCCUCCUUGUCAUGCAAUUUUAAAGACUCUUCAGCGCUGGGAACAGGUGCUUCUUCGGCGACUUGAGUUAUUUGGUGGUCCACCUCCAGAUUUCAUCUCGAUGCAUACUAGUGAAGGCACAAUUUCUUCAGGACCUGCUCUUCUCAUCCAUAAAGCAUUACUGGAACCCACAAAUACACCAUUCAAGUCAAAACAUCAUACUGCACUUCCAGUUAAAAGACUUUGGCAGUACCUCGUGAAACAGGAAGAAGUGCAAGAGACUUUCAUUAGAAAUAUAUUCACCAAAAAACGAUGUCAAAAUGAGGUGGAUACAGAUGCUGCUUAUCCUGGUGGUCGAGCAAGAAUCGUUCACAAAGAAUCUGACAUCAUUACAGCCUUUGCAAUUAAUAAGGCUAAUCGGAAUUGUGUUGCCAUAGCCACCAGCCAUGAUAUCCAAGAGCUGGAUGUUUCUGCAAUUCUGGCUACCCAGAUCUACGCUUGGAUUGAGGAUGAGUUUGAACUGGAAUCAAAAGGAUCAGAUGAAUUCUUGGUAGUUCAUGCAAGAGAGGAUUUCGGUGAUGUACAGUGUAGCACACCAUAUACUCCCAGCGUUCCUGGCACCCCUAUAAAUGUGCCCUGGUUAGGCAGCACACAGACAGGCAGAGGAGCAUCUGUGAUGAUUAAGAGGAAUAUGAAUAACGCCAGGAGAAUGGCUUCCCAUCCAACACUACCUUACUAUCUGACUGGUGCUCAAGAUGGUAGUGUUCGGAUAUUUGAAUGGGGCCACUCACAUCAACUAGCAUGCUUUCGACCUUCUGGCAAUUCAAGGAUAACAAGAAUCCGAUUCAAUCAUCAGGGUAAUAAGUUUGGCAUUGUUGAUGGAGAUGGAUUCUUGAGCUUCUGGCAAACAAGUCCAAUUGCUUUUGGAGCCACACCAAAACCUUAUUUGACUUGGCAGUGCCACAACAAAACUGCAAAUGAUUUUCUUUUCAUUAGUUCCUCCACUUUAAUUGCAACUGCAGGACAGUCUAGUGACAACAGGAAUAUCUGCCUCUGGGAUACACUCAUGCCACAAGCUAAUAGUCUUGUUCAUGCAUUCACAUGUCAUGAAAGUGGAGCCACUGUGUUAGCAUAUGCAUCAAAGCAGCAAGUUUUGAUAUCUGGUGGACGAAAAGGUUUCAUCUGUAUACUUGAUCUACGCCAGCGACAGUUGCGCCAGACCUUUCAGGCUCAUGAUUCACCUGUUAAAGCAAUUGCUGUGGAUCCAGCGGAGGAAUAUUUCAUUACUGGGUCUGCUGAGGGUAACAUGAAGGUUUGGAGUUUGUCUUCUCUCAACCUGAUCCACACAUUCUCCAAUGAACAUGCCCGACAGUCACUCUUUAGAAACAUAGGAACAGGAGUCAUGCAAAUAGAGACUGGCCCAGCAAAUCACAUGUUUUCCUGUGGAGCUGAUGGAACAAUGAAAAUGAGGAUCCUGCCAGAUCGCUUUAGCACAGGGAGUGGAAAAUUGGAUAUCUGGCAAAAUGAUGUAAAAUUUAUACUAUGAUAAUUUUAUAUUAUGAUAGUGAUAUUAUCAGCACAAUCCAUUCUAGCUUAAAUCUACCAAAAUAUAUGUUUAUUAGGAGUAAGAUAAACACUGAUGCCACACUUAGGAUAGGUGUUGGGGGGUAGGAUGGGAUGCUUUUCAUUUUUAAUUCUUAAUGCACUGAUGCCUUAAGAAGUUUGUGAAUAGUUGGAAGAAGAAAUUGAAUCUAAUUGUGUCAAAAUAUAAGAAAUAAUUAAUUUUCUUGUAAACUAUGGUAAAAUGUGUUGCUGCUACAAAAAAGCCUUUUGUUGAAACUGGUUGCUGAUAUUUUUGAAGUGUCAAAAUGUACAGUGCUUUAAGGAAAAUCAAAUAGUAUAAGAUACAAUAAUUAUCUUUUUUAUGCUUGUAUUAAAAGUUUGUAAAUUAUAUAAAGUUAUAACUUGAACUGUGACCAUUCCUUAUUUUUAAGCUUAGAAAGACCCUGAAAUACAAGCUAUAAGUAGAUUUUGCUUAUAAUCUUCAUGCAGGAGAAUGUAACUGGUAUUCCAGUUUUUGACGGGGGAGAAGGGAAAAGAAUGUGCACAACAUUGUACUGUAAAGUGAAAGGUAAAUUUGUAAAAGCAAGAUCUUUUGUGUUGGGCUGAUACCAGAAAUGAUAUGUACUGAAAUGUAAGUGUUUCUUUCAACACAACUAUAACAUUUAAAUUAUUUUUUUUGUGUUCAAAGUACAAACUUGAGAGGGGCAGUAAGCAGACUUCCAUCAGUGCCACUUUGUAUGAGAUCACUAAUGAGUAUGUUGCAGUUGAACCAGGAUUGUUCAGCAUCUGACAUCACCAAGAUUGGUAACUCAAGAUGUGGCGAAUCAUGGACACAGCUGCAUCCUACUGUCUGUUUUGCAAUGUACUGAUGCAACAGCAAAAGGUCUUAACAUUUUUUGACCCAUACCAUGUGGUUAAAACUUCACUGUAAAUGCAGUUCAUAAGAUGUGAGGAAACUUCAAAUGACUGCACCUAACCAGUACAUUCUGAAAGUUUUAUAUUCAGAAGAAACAUAAGAUGGGAAAAGUUUAUUAUGUCUAAGAGUUGUUCUAAGUUUAAAAAAAAAACAAAAUUGUAUCUUUUAUAUAAUCAAAUGUUUAAAUGCAGUACUUAAUGUAAAAUAAGCCAAAACCAGAAUAAAGGCUGUGGCCUUCCUCUCUGUAAAUCAGAAGGGUCAAGAAUAAAAGUUCAUAUUUAUUAUCCAAUUGUUAAGUUAACUUUUGAUAUGAAGAUUAAAUGCUGAGAGCUUUCAGGAGUGACAGUUACUUUAAGAUAAAUUUUAGGCUAAUAAACCAUAGGUUUAGUAGUUUACGUGUGAAUAUAUUACUAUUCACUAUGAGCAGCCUUGCUUUUCCAAAGGAAAAGAACCUAUUUUUUGGCCAUUCCUUUUGCCAUGCCACAUAUCUAGAGCAAAGAAGGCAAAGAACGUGUCUUUCCUCAGACUCAGAUCAUCCAUGCUCCACCAAAAAACAAUUGUACUGGAAGUAGCCCAGUAUUAGUUGGAUAUUUCAUUCUUUCUUCACACAAGUAUUCACAGUUUGUACUGAUAGAGCUGACUGUAAUCAGCCAUUCAGUACAAAUUGUUUCAGCAAAUUCAUUAUUGGUUCACUUUUCAAAGAGUAAUUAGGAUUAAGAAGCACAAAUUAUUGUUCACAUUUUUCCCAUCAAAUAUCUUUUAAAGAUAUCUUUAGAGUAGACCAACCACAUGGAUAUAUGCUGUCAGAAUUAGUGGCUUGUACUACUACUGUAUUAAUCAAACAGCAACUACUUCAUUAUGGAGUUCAUGUAUCAACAACAGAAGUAUGUUGAAACUUGUAAAGUUGUAAAAUUCCCCUGUGUUCAGGAAUAUGGAAAUAAUUAAUGAUUGUAAAAAGAAACUACUGCAAUUCUAAAUCAAUUGUAGGAAUAGCUAUUUGUAUGUAAAGAUUAUUAGAUUUACCUUUGUGAUUGGAAUAUUUUAUUUUGUAGACCUGAUAACCUGGGUAUAGAACAAAAACUAUAUUGCUUAGAAGAUGGAUUUUGCAUUGUUUUUUUAAUAUUUAAUUGAUGCACGCCACAGUUAUAGUUGCUAUAAAUGUAAUCUUAGCUGAUCACAGUUUUAAGGUUUAUUAAUUUCAUUGACUAUAUAAAUUUGUAGUUAGCAAAUGGGCAUUAUAUGAAAAUAUAUGCAUUAAUUUUAGUCCAUGUUGAAGGCCUUAUUCAUAGAUCUUGUGUUAUUUUUUGUUAUAUACUCAGGAUAUUUCAUCUUUAGGAGUGUUUUAGUACAAUAUAGUAAACCAAGUUUUAUCUGUCAAUAACUAUUUACUAGGUAACAGUAUAACAAUAGAAAUGAAACAGGUCUUGAUCACUUUAAUUGUGCAAUACGAUAUACUAAUUUUAUUAAAACAAGAUUUGUGAAGAAAUAUUAGUAAAUCUGAAGAAACAAUGUUUCUUUCCUAUUUAUAUGGAAUAUUCUGUAAUAAUUGAUUUCAAAGAAAAUACUGGACAAGUUAAUCAUUAUCAGGUGACUCCUGAAUUACAUAAAUCUCUGGGCUGGACACAUCUUACAAGUAAAAAUUAACCUUUUGUUUUAAAACAUAAUGAAAGAGAAGACUGUAAUCCCAAGUAACACACUAGUACCUGGCUUCUCUUUGCCUUAUCAGAAGUUGGCUAUGCUGAAUUCUCUUGAAAAAAUGUCAAUCAUGUAUUUAAAAUUAAUAAUUGUUGCAAUAAAAUACCUAUGAGAAUAAAACAUCUCUUUUUUGCCAUUGUUCUUUCUCAGUUGUAUAUAAGAAGUUAGGCUACAGGUUAAUCAAAUGUCAAUACUGGGAAAGCCUCAGGAGCUAAAGUUUGUGUAACUAAGCAAGGAUUGGAAUGCCUGAAACUAAAUCUGAAUGUGCUUAAAGCAUGAGCUACUCUGGCAAACGGACAUGAAUUGAAAAAAGUGUAACACUAUUAACAAUACUUAAUGAUGCACUAAAAUUAAUUGAGAAG
Messenger RNA from Mobula hypostoma (lesser devil ray), 12500 nucleotides. It is a transcript of the gene dmxl1, whose product is annotated as Dmx-like 1. Gene Ontology annotation, molecular function: protein binding. Lineage: Eukaryota; Metazoa; Chordata; Chondrichthyes; Myliobatiformes; Myliobatidae. Gene Ontology annotation, cellular component: RAVE complex. The record is from RefSeq and is a predicted model, not a curated record. Gene Ontology annotation, biological process: vacuolar acidification. The transcript is spliced from 43 exons. The coding region runs from base 442 to 9510 and encodes 3022 amino acids.